Molecule: messenger RNA, 4146 nt
Organism: Nothoprocta perdicaria
Lineage: Eukaryota; Metazoa; Chordata; Aves; Tinamiformes; Tinamidae
Gene: RNGTT
Product: RNA guanylyltransferase and 5'-phosphatase
Exons: 15
Coding region: 20-1735 (571 amino acids)
Biological process (GO): protein dephosphorylation; 7-methylguanosine mRNA capping
Molecular function (GO): mRNA 5'-triphosphate monophosphatase activity; ATP binding; mRNA guanylyltransferase activity
Source: RefSeq, a predicted model, not a curated record
GUUUUUACCUUUGAAGACAAUGUUAGGACCAAGAUAUGAUGACCAGGUUGCUGAAGAAAACCGUUUUCACCCAAGUAUGUUGUCCAACUACUUAAAGAGUCUGAAGGUUAAAAUGGGUUUGCUGGUGGACCUGACCAACACCACUAGAUUCUAUGAUAGGAAUGAUAUAGAGAAAGAGGGGAUUAAAUAUAUAAAACUUCAAUGUAAAGGGCAUGGWGAGUGCCCAACACUUGAGAAUACAGAAACGUUUAUCCGCGUAUGUGAACACUUCAGUGAUAAGAACCCCUCAGAGCUUAUAGGUGUCCAUUGCACACACGGUUUCAAUAGAACUGGAUUUCUGAUCUGUGCCUUUUUGGUGGAGAAGUUGGACUGGAGUGUUGAGGCAGCUGUGGCCACUUUUGCUCAGGCCAGACCACCGGGCAUUUAUAAAGGUGAUUAUUUGAAGGAAUUAUUCCGACGUUACGGAGAUGAAGACGAUGCCCCUUCACCACCGGAGCUACCGGAAUGGUGCUUUGAUGAAGAUGAUGAUGAGGAGGACGAUAAUGGUAAAAUAGGAGGCCAAGAAUCAGAACCUGGCUCSUCAAGCUCUUCUUUUGGCAAAAGAAGAAAAGAACGCCUAAAACUGGGUGCAAUUUUCUUGGAAGGAGUAACAGUUAAAUCUGUGACCCAAGUGACAACGCAACCAAAGUUAGGAGGGAUACAGCAAAAAUGUCAACAGUUCUGUGGAUGGGAAGGGUCUGGAUUCCCUGGAGCACAGCCUGUUUCUAUGGACAAGCAAAAUAUUAAAUUUUUAGAGCAGAAGCCAUACAAAGUUAGCUGGAAAGCAGAUGGCACUCGGUACAUGAUGCUGAUUGAUGGCAGAAAUGAAGUUUACAUGAUUGAUAGAGAUAACUCAAUUUUUCAUGUAUCAAAUUUGGAAUUUCCAUUUCGUAAAGAUCUUCGCAGUCAUCUAGCAAAUACUCUUCUGGAUGGGGAAAUGAUCAUCGACAAAGUUAAUGGGCAGGUUGUCCCUCGGUACUUGAUAUACGACAUUAUUAAAUUUAAUGGGCAGCCAGUUGGAGAUUGUGACUUCAGCAUUCGGCUUUCCUGUAUAGAGAAGGAGAUUAUAUUUCCCCGGCAUGAGAAGAUGAAGGCUGGUCAUAUUGACAAAGCGCAGGAGCCCUUCAGUGUUCGGAACAAGCCAUUCUUUGACAUCUCCAAUGCAAGAAAGCUCCUUGAAGGAAACUUUGCUAGAGAAGUUAGUCAUGAAGUGGACGGACUGAUUUUUCAGCCUACAGGAAAAUACAAGCCUGGCCGAUGCGAUGAUAUCUUGAAAUGGAAGCCACCCAGCCUGAACUCGGUUGAUUUUCGUCUAAAGAUAACAAGAGUUGGUGGAGAAGGGCUGCUCACCCAGAAUGUUGGUCUUCUUUAUGUUGGAAACUUUGACAGACCUUUUGCACAAAUUAAGGUGACAAAAGAGCUGAAACAGUAUGACAAUAAAAUUAUAGAGUGCAAGUUUGAAAACAACUGUUGGGUCUUCAUGAGGCAGAGAAUAGACAAGAGCUUUCCAAAUGCAUACAGCACUGCCAUGGCCGUGUGCAACAGCAUCCAGCACCCGGUGACGAAAGAGAUGCUCUUCGAGUUCAUAGAGAGGUGUACGGCAGCUCCGCAGGGGCCGGUGCGGAAGCACCACCUCGACCCCGACACAGAACUCAUGCCGCCGCCGCCGCCCAAGAGGCCGCGCAGCGUCACAUAAGGCUGGGCCCGCGGCCGGCGCCUCCGCAGCCCUGCACGAGCCAGCAUGAGUGCUGGGGGAAACAUUAGGGCUGAAUUGCUGUAAAUACUUAGGUGUGCCUCUUUUUGAUUUCCUUUUUGUUUGUUUGUUUGUUUUGUUUMUUUUCCGAUUCCACAUCAUGAAUGGACAUUGUUUUGUAACUGAAAAAUUCAGCCCUAUGUUGUGGUAUCCGGAGAUGAAAAUUCCAAAGGUUUAGACAAGAACAGUACAAUGGAAUCAAUGGAAAGCUGCCUCGCUUCUAUAUGGAAAUCUUUUCACCUUUAAUUUAUAAUGUCCACGAUCUGGAACUGAGAAAACAUUGGGAUGCUGUACUUUUUAAAAGCUAUGUUUAAAGCAAAAAAGAAGUGUUUUUUUUUUAAUUAUUGUUAUUCAGCUGGUUGGAAUUUGUCGUUCAUAGUUUAAUUUAUCAUAGUUUCCCUGCAUUUCUGAGACUUGUGUCUAACAGCAAAUAGCAAUGUUGUUUGUGCACCUUGUUGCUUAAAAACAAAAGCUUUCUCAGAUUUCACUAAUUUUAAAAUUAGUCGAGUUUUUGUUGUCAAAAUACUUACAAAACAAAAAAACAUGAAUUCUUCUUGUAAAAGGCACCCAUCCUUUUGAAAGAAAGUGUGCUGGGUAUGUGUCUGUCUUUUUCUUCCCYGUGUUUAAACUUAGUGCACCAAAUACACAGUGGGCUGAUUUUAGCUUCGCCUUUUCAGUUUUUUUCUGGAGUUAGAGAGCACACACCAUGUCUUUAGUAUUGAAGUGUCUGUUCUGAGAAAGUUUCUAGUAGAGGACUUACAUCUCCACAGUGAUACCGCCGUAAGUACUGUUACAAAAUGCACUUCUCUGUGGUUUGCAGAACAGCACAUAUUAGACCCCGGCAUAAAACAGCCAAAGAAAUGCCCAAGCACUCCUGUGUGGAGGAGGAGGUAGUUUCAGUGGAAAAGAGCCACAUCACAAGGGAAAGUUUUAAGUAAUUGCAAGACAAGGAUAAAUAAAGAGAAAACAUUUCUGGAUGUGAUUUAGCAUCAUGGGGAACAGGACGCUCAUUGACAGGCUGUCCUCAUCAUCCUAAUGCACACGCUAACUCCAUCAUACCCGAUGGAGAAGCAGAUGCCCCAAUGGUGGCAGUGCUGGCACUUGGUCCUAACACUAACUUUAAGACAACUCCAGUUGACUAAGGGAGGAGCUGCUCUGAGCUGGGAUUAGAAACCAAGCUAACGCAGAUCUUACGGUCUACUGUGCAUUUGACAUGCUGGGAUCUGGCUGGCUGUGCAUACUGUUGACCUGAUGUGUAAGUACAAUGCAACCACCCAUUCAAGAAUCUGAUGAGUGAACAUUAAAGAUUUGGGAUAAUAACUAAAAUGUAUGUCURUUUGAAUGAGUUUUAAUGUUUGUAAACAAUUCAGUUAGCAGUAUUUUAUUUUCUAUGGGAACUAGGCUGUGCUUUGUAGUGGCUUCUCCAGCUGUUUCAACCCAUUGUAUAAAGAUGCACAGUCUCACUGAGGUGGUGCCCUAGUGGCUUUUUCGGGGAUAUUCCAUGUGUGUUUUAGAGAACUGAAGAAGUUAAGUUACUUUUUAUACUGUGGUUAAAAAAAAAAAAAAAAAAAGUGAGAGGAAGAAAAUGUGUUAGCAAACUGUACAUACUUUCUGCAUAUUAUCUAUAGAAAAGAUAUAAUAUCACCUAUGCAAGGUUGCAAACUUGAUCUCCUAAAAAAGAGCCUUACAAAUUCGAUGUGAAAACCUAUGCAGCCUCUGUGCAUCUUGCAUUGAAACACACAGUUAUUUCUUCAGUUAGCAUAAGUGUAUUUUCCCUUAGAUCAUACUCUUGUCUUUGACAUUGUCAUAACAUUUUUUGUCAGGGAUCUUCAUGGUCUAUGAUAAUUGCAAUGUCUAUGAUGAGUACAACAUUUUAAAUGAGUUAGGACAUUUCACUAUUGUGAGGAUGUGUCCAGAUCUUCUCCUUUUGUCUCCUGAGCCCUUGCAUCUUGUAUCUCAACAAGACUUAAUUUCUGCUUUGCCUUUACUUCGGAGCAGCAGCGCUACCGGCCGUGUUCCACAUGUGUCCACCAGGUUUGGGAAUGCACUGCGGCCCUUGCUGUGUUUUGAUAGUGUCUUCUUCUCAUGCUCAGCUUGAAAUUAGUAUUUUGAGUGAAUAAUGACACUGAGAACUAGUUUAGAGCUCCACGUCACGUUUGACUCUAGCUCUCCUCUUACAUUACAACCUGGUGGCUCUUCAGCAAGGUCAAUCACCUGCGCUUUCUGGAAGAGGAGACGUCAGGGGAAGGCGAGCAUGACGGAUCUCGUGGAAGGAUAUGGGGCUCUUAUGCUGUGAGAAACUUAAAUUCACUUCUGCUACUGCUCUGAUCCUCAGAGAUUGAAGCUAAGAAGCA